AUGGCUUUGGUUGAUUACGGUGAUUCUGAUAUAUCUGACUCAGAUUGCGAUGCGGACGUUGUUCAGGAGACCAAUUCUAGAUCAAAACCUUCAAAAACCGUAUCAGAUUUUCAGGAUAAAGUGGAAGAUGAAUAUAAAAUGCGAAUACCCAAGAAUGUCAAACCUAUCAUUCAGCCUUUAAAUAUUCAGCGUAAAACUGGAUUAAAUGGAAAAGUAAUUCUUUCCAUUCCUACUGUUGAAGACCUAAAUUCCUCAGAUGAUAGCGAUGAUGACUUGCCGAAAAGAGUGCAGGAUCAAUUUAGGAGUAACAAGCCGAAAUCUUCCAAAAGUUUACUAGAUUUACUUCCUCCUACUCGCUCAUUAAUAGUUAGAGAAGGUGAUAAGCCUGUGCUUUCCCAACGGCUUGUACCUCGUCAAGCUACCAGAAGGCCACCUCCUCCUAAGCCUCUACCCUCAAAACCUGCUGGACCAAUUGCAGAGUUUGACGAGGAAAUCCUCGAUGAAUUACCCUCAGCAAACAGCUUCUUUACAUUCGAAGCAGCGGUUGAACCUUCCGCUUCAACUCUUUCAGCUGAAGAAAUCAGAAGAAAAACUAGAGAAGCAAUUUUGGCCUCAGAAGCGUCUGCAAUGUCCUCCACAGAAUCGACAGUUGCUCAAGGUCCUAGUUCCUCUACUUCGACUUCUGGAAAUUAUCUUCCACCUUUAAAGGAAAAACCCUUCUCGGAGUUGGAACUACAGAAAAGACCCCGUGCUCAGCAACAACAGGGUGACAGUGAUGGAGAAUUUGCACAUGAGGAUGAAGAGGAACCGUUGUUCACAGCCGAAACUUUUAUUCCUGGACCUGAGCGUAAAAAGGCCCGUAUGGCACUCAGUGGUGUUAGGGGUCCCUCCUCAGUUGAAGAUUUACUUGCGGCUGUACCUGGUGGACUUAACAUUCGCGAAAUUAAAGCUGCAGACUUGACCGCGGGGUCGGACUUGGAGCUAAUAAAGAAUGUCACUAAAGCCAGACCACCGAAGGUUGACCCCUCGCAACACGUGGUCGACAAUCCUGGUAAAUUGGCUUUCCGUAAACACCAGAUCACCUGGCUGGCCUACAAGGCCCAGGAGAAUGAAUAUGAACUUCAGGAACAGUGGGCUGAGGCAAGGCGGAAUAAAACUCUUAGCCGACAAAAGUACGGAUUUUGA
Rodentolepis nana is the source of this 1185-nucleotide messenger RNA. The record is from the annotation of a GenBank genome assembly. NCBI's taxonomy places the organism in Eukaryota, Metazoa, Platyhelminthes, Cestoda, Cyclophyllidea, Hymenolepididae.